This is a messenger RNA of Toxotes jaculatrix (banded archerfish), 1767 nucleotides long. Its product is annotated as proteinase-activated receptor 3. The record is from RefSeq and is a predicted model, not a curated record. The transcript has 2 exons. Gene Ontology annotation, molecular function: thrombin-activated receptor activity. NCBI's taxonomy places the organism in Eukaryota, Metazoa, Chordata, Actinopteri, Toxotidae. Gene Ontology annotation, biological process: positive regulation of Rho protein signal transduction; blood coagulation; phospholipase C-activating G protein-coupled receptor signaling pathway. Bases 111 to 1247 code for a protein of 378 amino acids. Gene Ontology annotation, cellular component: membrane.
UGAGGGGCCACUGAACAGCAGAGUGUGAAGUGGAGAAUACAUUACCAGAGAGAAGCACGCCUUGCAGUGAGACACUUGAGCCGAGUGCUGUUAGAUAACGAAAGGAAAAGAUGGGAAAAGUUCUCUUUUUUCUCCUUUUUGUUCUCUGUAUAAGUGAUACACUUCAAAAACAAGGGAAAAGGAACAGUAAAAAGACGAACAGCUCCUAUGUUCCCUUUCCCAACCCCAGAACGUUUGUUGCAAAACUCUUUCCAAAGAGCGCCUCUGAUCUAAAUGGGACUCAAACUACAAACAAAACCAUCUCAUCUCGGUACCCUCCAGAACUGUUGUUCCUAAGCAACAGCACAGCAGGGUACCUCGGCGGCCCUCUCAGCACCCGGAUCAUCCCCCUUAUUUAUAUUUUGGUGGUUACUGUUGGGAUCCCAGCCAACGUUACCAUCUUGUGCGUGCUGGCCUCUAAAAUUAGGAAGGUGUCCUCUGCCAUCCUGUACUGCAGCCUGGCCGUCUCCGACCUCUUCCUCCUCCUCUCCCUCUUCUUCAAGGCUCACUACCAUCUCCAUGGAAACGACUGGGCUUUCGGAGAGGCAGCCUGUCGAGUGGUCACGGCCUGUUUCUAUGGCAACCUCUACUGCUCGGCCCAGGCGCUGGCCUGCAUCAGCAUCAAGCGCUACCUGGCUGUAGUGCACCCGUUCAGGUACAAAGCUCUCCCCAAGAGGAUGUGCACCGCCUGGGUCACCAUGGCCAUAUGGCUGGUGUUUGGAGCCGCCAUCGUCCCCGAGCUCCUCAUCCAGCAGACCUAUCGGCUCCCUCAGCUGGGACGCAUCACCUGCCACGACGUACUGCCCCUGUUAGAAGACUCCUUCAUCUUCCUGCUCUACUACAACCUGAUCCUGACCAUCCUGGGCCUCCUGGUGCCACUGGUGAUCACUGUUGUGUGCUACACCCGAGUCAUGUGUGAGCUCAACCAAUCACACCACGACUGGAAAAUGUACAUCCAGGCCAGCUCACUGGUGUUUGUCAUCUUCCUGGUGUGUUUCACACCAGCCGGAGUCCUGCACUUUGUCCAUUAUGUGCAACUGUUUGUGAACGGAACAGAGGAUCUGUACACGUAUUUUAACGUGGCGGUGUGUUUGUGCUGCCUCCAUGCCACGCUGGACCCUUUCCUCUUUCUCCUCAUGUCCAGGUCUGUGGGCGCCACGAAAUACUUCAGGGCCUCUAAAGGCAAGACCAUGAGCUUAUCUGUCUAAGAGAGUCCUACCGGACACGUUACCAAAAAACUGGUUUUGAUCUAUAUUUUGUUGGGGAGGGAAAUGUUCUCUGUGGCAGGAAUCCAAAAAGAGGACCUCUGCAUUUAUACUGUAGUAAACAUGCUUUGUUCCUAUGGGUAGAAUUAUUGCUUUUAAUACAGCAGCGCAGUGUUUUUGUGUGUGUGAGUGUGUGAGUCUGAGACAGAUAUAGGAGAAGGAAUGUGUGGACAAAUGGUAAAUAUGUUAAUAUAUGUUUUUAUAUAUGAUUAAUUUUAAAAUAAUUCAGUUUAUAUGGUUGUGGUUUACGGUUUAACAACAAAAGCCUGUUUUCAGUGUUUUCAUACUGUAGAAAUAAGAGGGAAAAUAACACAAAAUGAAACUUUUUUGUGUAUAAACACACACAUAUAUAUGUAUGUGUGUUUACUGAUCUGUGUUUAGUUGAACAUGAACAAUAAGAAAUUGUUUAUUCCUGUUCUCAUACAUGACGCUGACACGUCUGUUCAUUAAAACAUACAUUGGA